UCUAGAUACCAGGAAGCCACAAGUAGCAGCCUGUAAGAUUAGCAUUAGUUUGUCCACAAAAAAAGCAGUGGUUAAAUAAGUUAUAACUAAAGCGUUCUUAUAUUUUAACAAAGGAAUGUCCGCCAGCCGUUACAGCUUUGCUCUUAGUUUUACAAGAACUUUAUUGACACACAUCGUCCGCCAUGUUUAAGCUGAACUUCAGGAGGGAGAAAAACAAACAAUACAAACACAUUGCCCAUGGUUUGGUCCCCGCCGCCUCCAUCGCCCCCAAGGCUGCCGUGCCUCGUACCCCACCCCCGCGCAGCCCCGCACCCUCACCCGAGAGACCCAGAUCGGCCUUAGCGGCUGCCAUUCUGUCUUCUUCGCUGACCGGACAGACGUGGGCGCUCCCUCCGGCCCGUCCCCGCUCUUUCUCUGAGAGUGACCAAUCAGAGUCCUUGCUUUCUGAGCGCAACAUCAGCACUGCGCUCUACACUCGUGAUCGAUGGUCAGAAGGCUUUGUCGCUCGUCCGCGUUUGUCCUCCCCUGACCACUCUGAAGAGGAACUCCAGCACCAGGUGGAGGAGGAGGACAAGGAAGAUGAGGAGAUGGAAGAGGAAGAUGAAGGAGGAGGCAAGGAAGAGGAGGAACGCGUCUAUCAUACUUUGGAUAGUCAGAAGAAGUGUUCAGAUGCAGAAGCAGAAGUCUACGCUUUGCCGUUAAAGCACUUGACAAGUUCCCCCAAGUCAAGUCCAAUGAUGUCCUGCAAGAACUCUUCUCCAGAAUUCCUGGGGGAAAACAUCAUUGAGCUUCCUCCAGCCAUCAGCAGCAAAAAAAUGAAGAAGAAAGACUCCACCAAGCAUAAAGAAGACAUGCCGUCCACUAGCCGAUUCAAAGAGUCAAAAGCACGGAGACAGCCAUCUCGUGAGGCCAGUGUCCCGACUGAGGACGGGAAAGCAGUGAAGGCCCUGAAGGAGAAGAACGCCAUGCUGGAGGAGAAGCUGCGACACCUGGAACAGGAAGUCAUUCGCGGGCGGGCCCAGCCAAUCAGGACCUCACCUACAGGCACGCAGGCGGAGCUGCGAGACGCAAGGCAACAGGCGCAGGAGCUAGUGGAUGAAAACGACGCCCUCAAACGUAGUGUCCAUCGGCUCAGUGCAGCGCUGAGCGCCUACCAGACCAAAUACAGGCCUCUCAACAAGCAGGAGAGCUCCAGAUUAAGCAUCCUACCAAAAACGGGUGCACCUCCUUCGUGGCUGGUGGACAUGAAGCAUUUGUCUCCUCUUGUGUUGACCUACGAAGACAUGCUGAAUGAUAAAGACGCCCUCCUGCGCACGACCGAGGAGGAGGUGAAGAAACUGAGGUUGCACGUGGAGGAGGUGGUGAAAGAAAAUGAGAUGUUUCAACGUCAAAUGGCUGAGAAAACUGUAGGCCUCAGUCAAGAGGAAUGCCAUCAAAUGCAGCAGCAGGCCAUCCUGGUGCUGCAGGAGAAUCAGAUGUUGAUCGAGCAGCUGGAGGCUCAGAAUGGAAAGAACGAGGUUGAGCACAGCAAGCGUCUGUCUGAAGUUUCCCGAGUUUCCAAGCAGCUGAUGCUGCUCGAGGCAGAAAACCAGCGUUUGCAGGAGGAAGUGGACAAGAGCAGGAAAGAGGUCCGCCAAAACCAAAGGGAGGCGCUCGCGCUGAAAAGUCGCCUCGAGGACGCCGUCACCUGGGAGGAGCACUGCAGCAUCGCGGGGAAACUCAGGCGGCAGCUCGAGCAGGAGCGCAGCAGGAACCAAGGCGAGGUGGACCAGGUGCACGCCCUCCGCCAUCAAAAUCAAAGUCUGCGAGCGGACAAAGCCAAACUGAUGGCGGCUGUGGAGAGGACGCAGGCGGAGCUGGAGAGCAGCAGACAAGUCAACAGGAGGACGGAGAAGCGUCUGAGUGCACUGAAGCAGCAAAAGGACGAGUGCGUGCUGAAGGAGGGCAAGACGCGCACUUACCUGGAAGCCGUUGUUUCCGUAGCGGAUCGCAUCUCGCAGGAGCGCGACCAACUCGUACAUAUGGCUUCUAUACUCCAGCAGGAAAAACAAGGAUUCAUCGGCAGCAUCAUGAGCGGCACCAUCCGAUUCGGCAAGCUGCAGGAGCGUGUCAAGGUGUACCGCAGGCUGGCGUCCAGCCGACUGGCGGCGCUGGAGGAAGCGGCGGCGGGCACGGCGGCCUCUCACCGCCGGGACAUGGUCCACCUGCAGCGGCUACUGGGAGAGAGGCAGCAGGCGGAGGAGAGGCUGCUGCAGUCCAAACGGGAGGUGGAGGAGGAACUGGAGGUGGUGUGGCAGGCAGCCAUCAGGGAAAACCAGCAACUCAAGGAGACUCUCAGCCACUCCGGCCCCACCGGCCCCAUCCUCCAACGAGCCUUUGCUGACACCGAGCUUCCUUCCGACUUCCUCAAAUUGCAGCAUUUCAAUGAGAAGCCAAAACAAGACCUGGAUUUCUACAGCUAGAAGAGGCCAUGACACAGGCAUCGUUUCUAUUUUUUUAUGCAUGAUACUGACAAAUUCUGAGGGAACCUCUCACCUGACUUUUUAUCUUUAUUGCUUGUAUGCUAAGCAUAUUCUCACUUGGACUAUUUAAUGGAUGCCAGGAAGAUCGAGUCAUGGACGUUGAGACUUUUUCGGCCCGAUGAAGAAGUUCUACUCCAUCCGACAUGGUUCCUACUCUUUUCCUGCCAAGCUCAUGUGACAAUGUGUCUUGUGGUCUGUUCAGAUUCAUAGGGAGAUUCAGAUCUAGGGAAAAGGUCACGGUGACUUAAAAACAUCCUAGCUCAAGUCAGAUAACUGCUAAAAGGUCUCAUCUAACGAUACACAACAGAACAUCUUUGAGUAGCCGGUGAAUGAUCCACGGUAUCGUUUACAAUUAUGUUCCCAAUAAAAGCCGCUCCUCUCCUAACGUUAUAGCAGUUAAGUUAUCUGUGCUAUGUGCAUGCCUCAGCACAAUGAAAUAACUUUGUACAGCAUUGGCAGUAAAAAGUGCAACGUCAUUACAAUAGUUUUCUUAUUUUUUCCCCAAAUACAUAUUUGCCUAUUUUUGGCAAAAUAAAUUUGACCAAUAAGAGUGACAGCAUGGCAUCCUCUGUUGU
This is a messenger RNA of Syngnathus acus (greater pipefish), 3097 nucleotides long. RefSeq names its product centrosomal protein 89 (gene cep89). Lineage: Eukaryota; Metazoa; Chordata; Actinopteri; Syngnathiformes; Syngnathidae. Gene Ontology annotation, cellular component: ciliary transition fiber; centriole. Bases 183 to 2462 code for a protein of 759 amino acids. Gene Ontology annotation, biological process: mitochondrion organization; cilium assembly; chemical synaptic transmission. The record is from RefSeq and is a predicted model, not a curated record. The transcript is spliced from 18 exons.